Musca vetustissima is the source of this 890-nucleotide messenger RNA. RefSeq names its product glyoxalase domain-containing protein 4-like. Bases 4 to 885 code for a protein of 293 amino acids. The record is from RefSeq and is a predicted model, not a curated record. The transcript is spliced from 4 exons. NCBI's taxonomy places the organism in Eukaryota, Metazoa, Arthropoda, Insecta, Diptera, Muscidae.
GAGAUGUCUCUAAUCACUGGAAGAGCAUUGCAUUAUGUCUUCAAAAUUGGCAAUCGUGCCAAGAAUUCAUUUUUCUUUCGAAAUAUAUUGGGCAUGAAGGUAUUGAGACACGAAGAAUUCAAGGAAGGCUGUGAGGCUCAAUGCAAUGGGCCAUAUGAUAACCGCUGGAGUAAAACCAUGGUCGGCUAUGGCCCAGAAUCCACACAUUUUGUUUUUGAAUUAACAUAUAAUUAUGGUGUGACCAGCUAUGAAAUGGGCAAUGACUUCGCCGGUGUUGUUCUAAAAUCUCAGGAAUCUAUCGAAAGAGCCUUGGCCAACAACUAUCCAAUGACCGAUGUUGAUGGCAAAAAAUUACUUUUAUCACCAGAUGGUUAUAAAUUCUACAUUAUACCAGAACCUCAACCAACGGUUGAAGAUCCUGUCGUUAAUGUUGGUUUACAUGUUACCAAUUUGGCGGAAUCGAAAAAAUAUUGGCAUGAUAUUUUGCUCAUGAACAUUGUGUCAGAAGAUGAAAACUCCUUACUGCUUAACUAUAGCAAUAUGCAGGCAGCAUUGAAUCUUAAACAAAUCUCCGAACCAUUGGACAGAGCCAAGGCCUACGGUCGUAUUGCCUUUUCGGUCCCAAAAGCCCAACAGCCUUAUAUUAAUGAUGUUAUCACCCAAAAUAAUGGUAAAAUAUUAACACCUUUAAUUGAAUUGGAUACCCCGGGAAAGGAAACUGUUCGUGUUAUAAUCUUAGCCGAUCCGGAUGGUCACGAAAUCUGUUUUGUCGAUGAUGAAGGCUUCACUAAAUUAUCGGCUGUGGAAGUUGAUGCGGAUAAAAAUCUGGAUAAAUAUAUUGGCAAAGAUCCAUUCCAAAAAGAAUUGUAUGCUGCUGAGGAAUAAAUGUG